AUGCCGUCAGCUCACGUAGUACGCCGGCAGAUCUCAGUGGCUAAGGUUCGUCGCACAGAGUCGAAAGUCAAGUAGUGUAAAGAAGGAAACCAGAGAUAUCUGCUGAACCCGGAGAUGCGCAGCCUCAGUCAAUUCCGCUUGAUCACCUUCGACGUGACCAACACAUUACUCCAAUUUCGCACCACCCCCGGCAAGCAGUAUGGCGAGAUUGGAGCUCUCUUUGGGGCCAGAUGCGACAACAAUGAGCUGGCCAAAAACUUCAAGGCCAACUGGUACAAGAUGAACCGGGACUAUCCUAAUUUUGGGCGAGACACCACCCCCCAAAUAGAGUGGCAGCAGUGGUGGAGAAAGCUGAUAGCAGGUACCUUUUCCGAAAGCGGAGCGGCCAUUCCCGACGAGAAGCUCAACAACUUCGCCAACCAUCUGAUUGAGCUCUACAAGACCACCAUCUGCUGGCAGCCGUGCAACGGCAGUGUGGAGCUUCUCCAGCAUCUCCGAAAAGACAUAAAGUCGGACAAACGCAAGCUGGGAGUGAUAGCGAACUUCGAUCCGCGGCUACCGGCUCUGCUGCAGAACACGAAGUUGGACCAGUACCUGGACUUUGCCCUAAACUCCUAUGAGGUAAAGGCUGAAAAACCGGCACCUGAAAUCUUCCAAAGGGCAAUGGAGGUAUCUGGACUACCGAACCUCAGGCCAGAAGAGUGCUUGCAUGUGGGCGAUGGCCCCACCACGGAUUAUCUUGCCGCUAAGGAGCUGGGCUGGCACUCGGCCUUGGUUCAUGAGAAGAGCUAUGCUUAUCUGGUCAGAAAGUACGGUGAGGUUAUCGACAGGGAUCACGUCUUCCCUAGCCUCUACGACUUCCACAAAAAGGUAUCUGACGGCACAGUGGUCUGGUGAUCAAUUGUAUAUAUUAAACUAGUAAAGCCAAACAAUUUCAUGUCUCCUUA
This is a messenger RNA of Drosophila ananassae, 947 nucleotides long. It is a transcript of the gene Reg-2, whose product is annotated as rhythmically expressed gene 2 protein. The record is from RefSeq and is a predicted model, not a curated record. NCBI's taxonomy places the organism in Eukaryota, Metazoa, Arthropoda, Insecta, Diptera, Drosophilidae. Bases 115 to 897 code for a protein of 260 amino acids. The transcript has 3 exons.